AUGGACGCGGAGCUGGAGGAGCGGUUGCGAGAGGCUUUCCGGGACAAGCUGUGGCUGCUCCCGGCCGAGCUGCACGCAGCCCGUGGCAGGACGGCGGCAGCUCGGGGCCCCGCCACGCUGCCGCUGUCCACCCGUGUGCUCCUGAAGAGGCGGGAGGUGGCGGAGGUGGAGCGGCAGCUGCGGGACCAGCGGCAGGAGUUCCAGCAGCGGAUGCAGCGCCUGGCGCAGCGCCGGCAGCAGCUGGCCCGGAGGCAAGAGCAGCAUCGCGACGCCGUACUCAGAUUCGACUCCUUCCUCCAGGUGCGGGCCCGGGGCCGGGAGGAGCGGGCGCGGGCGGCGGCGGAGCGAGCUGAGGCCGCCCGGCUGCGGCGGGAGCUGGAGCGGCUGCUGCGGCACAGGGAGCGCCUGGCCCGGCGCCUGCGGAGCCUCCGGCCCUUCGGGGACUACCUGCGGGACGCACUGGCCAGGAUGGGGCAGUUCCAGGACGUGCCGGCCGUGCUGGUGCAUUUCGGGGUGCUGGCGGGGGUGCGGGCAGCCCUGGCACGGGAGGCAGAAGCCGGGCAGGAGCAGCUGGCCCAGAGCAGGGCAGAGCUCCAGCGGUACCGCCAGGAGACCAGCACCCAGCUCCUGGGCACCAGGAACGAGCUGGCCCGGCUCCACGCACGCCUGGAGGCUGCCCGCCAAGAUGUGCUCCAGUGGGAGUCCUGCUGGACCCACAUCCAGGGCACAGCCAUCCAGAAGACCCUGCUGCUGGGGCAGAUCAAGCUGGCUGUGCUGAACCUCUUCCAGCAAACCACGGCACAGCUCAGGAUCCCCAUGGACAGAGCCCAGGAGGACACAAAGGCCCAGCUGGAUAUGGUGCUGCUCUGCAUGCAGGCCCUGGCUGACAUCUGUGCCACUGGCACACGCCCACAGCACCACAGGAGUUCCAGGCUGCUUCGGGGCCAGGAAUAG
Molecule: messenger RNA, 954 nt
Organism: Onychostruthus taczanowskii (white-rumped snowfinch)
Lineage: Eukaryota; Metazoa; Chordata; Aves; Passeriformes; Passeridae
Gene: CFAP73
Product: cilia and flagella associated protein 73
Exons: 6
Coding region: 1-954 (317 amino acids)
Biological process (GO): spermatid development
Source: RefSeq, a predicted model, not a curated record